This is a messenger RNA of Alnus glutinosa, 1267 nucleotides long. RefSeq names its product chloroplast envelope quinone oxidoreductase homolog. Gene Ontology annotation, molecular function: oxidoreductase activity. The transcript has 4 exons. Lineage: Eukaryota; Viridiplantae; Streptophyta; Magnoliopsida; Fagales; Betulaceae. The record is from RefSeq and is a predicted model, not a curated record. The coding region runs from base 103 to 1095 and encodes 330 amino acids.
UGUCUACCGUUCUAAAUUUCUAAUUCACAAACUUCCCCUCAACAUUAGAUAUUUUCUCUCUCUCUGCGCACAGACAGGCCGUUAACUUCCGCAUCUGUGAGUAUGGCAGCAAACCUUAUGCAUGCGGUUCAGUACGAUGGCUAUGGUGGAGGAGCAGCCGGUUUGAAGCAUGUUGAAGUUCCAGUCCCCACUCCGAAGAAGAGUGAGCUGUUGCUAAAACUGGAAGCAACUAGUCUAAAUCCGGUGAAUUGGAAAAUUCAGAAAGGCAUACUGCGGCCUUUUCUACCUCGCAAGUUCCCUCAUAUACCUGGUACUGAUGUGGCAGGAGAGGUUGUAGAGGUUGGACCAGGAGUGAAAAGUUUCAAAGCUGGUGACAAAGUUGUAGCUGCGCUUGGCCAUGAUUAUGCAGGUGGACUAGCUGAGUUUGCUGUGUCUAAGGAGAAGCUUACAGUUGCUAGGCCAGCUGAAGUUUCAGCAGCUGAAGGUGCAGGCUUACCCAUUGCUGGUGUUACAGCUCUCCAGGCGCUCACUGAAUCUGCUGGGAUCAAGCUUGAUGGAAGUGGUCAGCAGGCAAACAUUUUGAUCACUGCUGCCUCAGGUGGUGUGGGUCAAUAUGCGGUUCAACUGGCAAAGCUUGGAAACACACAUGUGACUGCCACUUGUGGGGCACGGAACAUUGAGUUUGUCAAGAGCUUAGGGGCCGAUGAGAUUCUCGACUACAAGACUCCGGACGGGGCAGCUCUGAAGAGCCCGUCUGGUCGAAAGUAUGACUUUGUGAUCCACUGUGCAACUGGCAUUCCUUGGUCAACUUUUGAGCCAAAUCUGAGUGAGAAUGGGAAGGUGUUAGAUUUAACUCCCAGCACAAGUUCCAUGAUGACUUUUGCUGUAAAGAAAAUUACCUUCUCCAAGAAGCAGCUUGUGCCAGUAAUGGCAAAUGUCACUAGUGAAAAACUGGAUUCUCUUGUUAAGUUGGUGAAGGAAGGUAAACUUAAGACUGUAAUUGACUCGAAGCAUUCUCUGAGCAAGGCUGAAGAUGCUUGGGCUAAGAGUAUUGAUGGCCAUGCUACUGGGAAGAUCAUCGUGGAGCCUUUCUAGAUAUAAUAUGCUUGGAAUUGUUAGAUUCCAAUAUGCUUAAAUGAGAGGGUUGUAUCUUAAUUACUGGUACAUAUAAAGUAAAUCUGAGACAUUAGACCUGAUAUUGUAAAUUAUCAAUAUUAUGCGGUGUGUUUAUUGUAGCAUAAAAAUGAGCUACAUAUGUUUAUGUAUA